AUGGAUAUAGAGAACAACCGUCCGGUGCCCGAGACCGCAGAAAAACAGGGCCCGAAAAGGUGGUUUUCACAUGUAUUCAGACGUCUCUCGCUGCCUUCUUCACGAGCAACUUCAAAGCUCAAACUCAGGGAUGUCCUUGUGCCAUACCCGCUAGGGAACUUGGAGGUGGAUAGCAGCUACCAGGAGUUCAAGUCACAGGUGUCAAAGGAGUCGAAAUAUUCGCAGAUUGUGCGACUGGCCGAGCGACAGUCGCAAAUUGCUCCAAACCGCUCGUCUUCCGACGUUUCAGAGCAAGAACAUAGAGACCGGUCAACGUCGCUCAUCUCCUUCGGGUCGAGCGUCCACAUCGAAGAGGCCGUCCCGGUCACAGCCAUAUCACCAGGUUCAGAGCGGUCCGUCGCCACCUUUGCUCCAGCGUCUUCCCCGUCUCCGGAAAUGGGGGCUUCUCUUAACCCAAGAAGCGGCUCCCCAAUGCCACAAAAAAUUAUCCUUGUCAAUCUGCCCGAUAGCGAAGGAUCCCCAAAAAUCCCACAUAAGCAAAACGACCGGCCAAACCCUUUUUCACUUGAAAUUUCGUCCUCUUCUGUGUCGCCAGACAGAUUAUCAUUAAGAGACGACACAGGAGCGAUAGUCGACCUGUACCAGAACUACGCAUCUGAGAUGGGAGCCAACGCGUCAAGAGAGUCUGUUAACAGAGACCACAAAACAAAGACCAGGACAAAUACACCUACAAAAGAGAUCGGCUCUGCUACCGUUUUCACCACGCCCCAGUCACUCAACCGCGAUGUCUCGUCAAGCCGUUACCCCGUGAGCAGUUUUGCCACGCCGCGCCUGGACGACGACAGCGAAUGCUUCAUCGACUGGAGCGACUCCGAUGGGCCAGAACGACGCGACUCUAGAAAGCGGAUCGUCGAGACGUUCCGAAGUCUGUCAAUUUCUAAGCGGUCGAAAACUAGUCCGCGCUCAAUCCAGCCGAGCUCUAAACGGGCAUCCACAGUGGCUUCCUCCAUAUCGACUCCACGGCUUGCCUCGUCGACCACAGAGUUGCCCGAGAAGCUCUUUCUGCGGUCACCGUUCAGAAGCCACUCCGAGCAGCUACCGACGUCGCGCCAUCGACCGUUGAACGCUCCAGAAGAGCCGCAGCUUACUCCUCCCCGGCCCCCAAGCCUUCCACCGUCUUCAAGCGUGGACAUUGAUACAGCAAAGCCCUCUAGAGCCCAACCAAACCUCAAAUACUACUACAUGUAG
Molecule: messenger RNA, 1248 nt
Organism: Ogataea haglerorum
Lineage: Eukaryota; Fungi; Ascomycota; Pichiomycetes; Pichiales; Pichiaceae
Exons: 1
Coding region: 1-1248 (415 amino acids)
Source: RefSeq, a predicted model, not a curated record